Bemisia tabaci is the source of this 3321-nucleotide messenger RNA. Lineage: Eukaryota; Metazoa; Arthropoda; Insecta; Hemiptera; Aleyrodidae. The record is from RefSeq and is a predicted model, not a curated record.
UUACGCGAGCGCGCGGCGCUUUUAGUCAUCCCAUCCGCCAUCCAGUACCCCACGGGCUCCCUGUCCCGACGCCGCCGCGUUUUCUCCAAACGAUGCCGCGAGCCAUCCCUCCCACCCCCGCCGCGGACGCUGUUUUAUUUUCGUGGGAAUUUUUCGUCGCUUUUUAUUCCGCGAUGACACGACACACGAGCGAGGAGGAGUCAUGAAUCAAAAUUAGUUUAUCAGUUUAAGGCCGCAGUCUUGGGAUGCUUUUUUAUUUUUAGUUGACGCCACGCCGCCAUCCAGUGCGGGCGAAUUUUUCGGGGUUUUCUAGUGCGUUUUUCACGCGUCCCUCGUGCGAUUUUUCCUCGGGUCUCGGAGACGUGAUCGCUGUGAAACAUGAAGUGUGGUUAUUUGAUUGUGGUGUUUUGUGCCUUCACAGGAAUACUGUCCGCCCCUGCUGUGGAUGAAGAAUCCACACCCUCAGUGAGCACAACACCACAGCUCGAAAUAAAAAAUGAAGAAAGCGAGACCACCAUUGGCCCCACGUCACCGAAAACGGAGGAGUUGCCACCGACGACAGUAGAAACUGUCGUUGCCUCUUCUCCGGAAACGACAGCAGAACCAGAGCCAACGAUAGCUGUCGCUACGUCAUCGAUAGUAGAAGAUGCAAGUUCCACGGUCCCGCCCACCGAGGGACUUCCAGUAACCGAAGUCCCAGCCUCUGCGGCUCCUGAAGUGCCAGCCACGACCAUCUCUAGCGAACCGGAGCUAAUCGGCACAACAACAGCAGAGACGUGGUUCAGUUCCUGGUUCGCCAGCACGAACAGCGAGACAGGAACGACGGAACCAACAAGGGUCGAAACCACGGAGACUGGGACUACCCCGGCAGCAACCACCGAGGCUGGGACUACGCCGAUGUCGACGGAAGUGACAGUGACGUCAGAAUCGAGCGUGUCCACGACGUCGGAGAGUGGGACUUCCGUCACCGCUCCGACUUUCCUGUCGACCACUCCGAGCUCCUCGAGCGUCUUGGAGAAGACCAAAGACGUGGCUUUCAAGUUGAGCGACCAGGUUCGCGCCGUGCUGCAGCACUACAAAAAUCCGGAUCCGACCGGAUUUCCGGGCGCUCCGGUUCCGGAUCCCAUGCCGAUUCCGGAUAUGGACAAGUCCUUCGGAGUCGCCAAGAUGAACUUCAAGAAUGUCAUGGUCUACGGCCUGUCGAAGUUCCGGAUCGAUCAAGUUAACACGGAUUUGGAGAAGAUGGAGGUUUACGUUCAGCUGCACAUGAAACGUUUGGUGGUUGUCGGGAACUACACCCUUCGUAGUUGGUUCAACAAAGCUGCCGGUCCGUUCUCAGUGAAUCUUUAUGACGUCGUCGCCGAGGGUGCUGCUGCUCUGGAGCCGGACGAGCAAGGUCACUUGCAGGCGUCGGACACCGACAUGGAUAUGACAUUCAAAGAUAUUGAUCUGGAUUUCAAGAAUAUCGGCUUUGCCGGCUCCUUCUUCCAAGGCAUGGUUAGCUCAGUGGGAACAUUCCUGUUUGACAGCAUUAAACCGUACAUACUCAACGAAGUCAACACCAACAUGCGCAGAGAUGUGAACGCAAAGAUCAAAACCAUCACCAGCAAACUUCCCUCCUACGUCUCACCAGUUGAUCUAGCCAUCUCUGAGGGUCGUAAAUACGUCGUCAAGAUGGGUUAUGACCCUUACCAUCUCAAAGAUUUCGAGUUCAACCAGUCAAUCUUGCACAUCAACGUCUCGGAACUAUGGCUUAAGGGUCUUUCACAAUUUUACCGGGUGGGCGAGGUGGCUCUGUCCAUGGACAGCAACGUCGUUCAAAUCGGACUCCAGCUGGUGACGAAGGAAUUAUUGGGCGGCUGCUCGUGGACCGUGUCGCUGGGUCGCCGCGGGAAACUGGCCCGCACCGGCGUCUCCAACUUCACCGUCCAACAUCUUCAGAUCCGCGCUUUCGUCAACCAGUCCCUUGACAUCCGCCACGCACCCAUCCUCGAUGAUCUCGAUGUCGAGGUGGGAAAGGUGAAACUCACGAUGGAUGGCCGAGGAUCUCUGGACUACGUCAUUGAAUUGGUUGUCAAUCAACUUCCAGACUUAAUACGUCACAUCAUUGUUGAUGCACUGGAAGAACCAAUCAGGCUCAAAGUACAAUCCAUCCUCGAUCAAGUGAAUCUGGAGGAAAUCGUCGAAUCGAAACUACCGGAGCUUGAUAAUUUCACAGGAGCGUCAUGAGAGGAACGUUUCACCGGAUGUUUUCUGUUGAUGGAACUUCUUUAAAGCCAAAUAUAUGCUUCCAAUUCAGAAAAAUAUCGGUAUACUUUGAAAUUUUCAAAACACAAAAGCAGCUCCUCAAGACACAGUUUAUAGACUUAUCGAUAUUUCAAUUUAAGUAAUUUUUAUGUUACUGGCAUUCAAAAAUCAUUAUUGCCUUUUUAUUUAUUUAUUUAUUUACUUAUCACGAGUCAACCAGAUUUUUUUUUAUUUCUUCUUAUUUAUUCUAGUACGAUGUAUUUGAUCUGAGGUAUAUUGCACUUCUGCCAUGCAACGCAAAAACGCCGUAAAAGCCAGUUUAUAUUUUUUGGAAAUAAUGUAUCAUAGUAGAAAAACUUGUGUAACUUUGGACAAUGUUUUUACAGAAUUCUUUCGCAAAUACUAUCAAAAACUUAACCUGAAAAUUUGAGGUGCAUGGAUAAAAAAGUUUUUAUUUUAUAAAGUGUUAAGUUCCAAAAAACGAGGGAAAAUCUUGAUGGAUUUACGGCGUUCUUGCUUAGUACGGCAGUACACUGUCUACUUAAUGGUUACUUGAAUUUCAGGCAAAAACUGCUCACCAUUAAUUUUCUUUGAAAUUCAUCGGACAAUCAUCGAUGUAAUGAAUAACUCGUAUAAUGAUGGUGUUAUAAAUUGGUCAUUGAUUACAUUCAAUCAUUGACGAGUAAUUGUUUUUUCUGCGUAUGUCGACGCUAAAAAAAACACCGCAUUCCUGCAGAAAGUUGAAGGUGAAUUAUUAUUUGUAAAUCGUGCAUUUAUUCAUUGUGUUACUCAUUGUUUUCAACAUUCAAUUAUUCAAAAGUUUCUGGAACAACUUUUAAUACACGAGUUGUGCAAAAAUAAAUUUCUGUUUGCCGGUUUUUUAUAUUUUUUUAAAAAAAGUAUUUCUUUUUCUGUUUACAUAAUAUCAAUUCAGUUUUAAAUUUAAUUGCGGUAUUGAUAAACGAAUCAAAUUUCAACAAUGUCAUCUUUAAAAAUGAUCAGUGCCUAUGUAUUAUGUAAAAUGCAUGUUCUCGUCUUUUAAUUUAUUAUAAAUUUACAUUUUUUACGGAGAGA